AUGGUCAAGCUCGUGCGCGCCCUCGACUUCCCUCCAUUUGAAAUCUACUACGAUGUCAUGGAGAAGAUGAAUUUCAAGAUCACGUACUCCCUCAUUGCGAAGAGGGUGGAGAGGUGGAUCCGCGCCGUUAGGAGGGAUUUCCUCGACGCCGCGGAAAUCAAGGUCGUGGGCUUAGACUGCGAGUUCACUGACCCUCGCAAGGGUAACCAACGCGCCUCCGUCUUGCAACUCUCCGUCGCGCAACACACUCUAGUCUUCCAUAUUGUGCAUGCCGAUGAAGUGCCACAAGUGCGCAUCGAUUUCCUUGCGGACAAGAACAUCAAAUUUUGUGGCACGGCAAUCCACAAUGAUCUGGAUAUAUUGCAGACCCACGGAAUUAGUAUUCCAUCUACGAUCAACCUCCAGCUGAUCCUCCAGAACCCCGUCCCAAGAAAGCAGACUCCGAGUUUGAUUCAUUUGGCAAACCAUUCUAUUAGGACGGAUCUCGAGCAGAAGAAGAAGUUUAAUUAUAAGAAGAACAAGCCGCUGAAGACCGCCAAGGAAUUAGAAGAAGAGACACUGAUUUUUGGAUGGGGAGAUUUUCCCUUGAGCCAUAAGCAACUGCAGUAUGCCGCUCUCGACGCUCGCUUCGGCUUCGAGCUGGGUAGGAGGCAUUUCCGGACACUUGGCUACAAUAGCCAUAUGGAUCGCCUCGGACUUAAUAUUUAUGAGUACACGCAUGGUGGUGUGGUCUGUGGUAUCGUGUGUGCCUUCUAUGUAUGA
Molecule: messenger RNA, 762 nt
Organism: Lolium perenne
Lineage: Eukaryota; Viridiplantae; Streptophyta; Magnoliopsida; Poales; Poaceae
Biological process (GO): nucleobase-containing compound metabolic process
Cellular component (GO): nucleus; cytoplasm
Molecular function (GO): nucleic acid binding; 3'-5' exonuclease activity
Source: RefSeq, a predicted model, not a curated record